AUGGACUUUCACACAGCUUUCAGUCUACCAGACGAUAUCCUCCGCCUCGUGAUCGAAACAUACGCGUUUCAAUGUGAAGUCAACGACGCACUCCGUCUUUUCACUGUUUCUCGUGAUGUCAAGUCCUGGGUAGAACCUCGCGUGUACUCCAAAGUUACUCUCAAGAAACACGACCAGGUCCGCUUAUUUGGCUCUGCCCUUCGAGAUGAGCUACCUUUCUGUCGUCCUGCACGCCACGUCAAGCAACUAUGGUUUCUCUGCACGAGCCAUUUCGUUGUUGAGCUAUUCAUAAGUGGCGUACUCGAACGGUGUCUGAACCUAGUCCAUCUCGCAUUCGAUGGGAGGAGAGCACCGUUUCCAGAUUCUGAUCCGGUCAACAAUAACGUAUGGCCUCGUUUAACUCGCUUGAGUAUCUAUUCGCCAUACUGGGUUGAUAACGACUUCCAUGCAAGUCAGCCCCUAAUACCAUGGGAUCGUCUCACGCACCUCCACUUCUUUGGACCAGGGGACAUCAACGACUCAACACUCUACGAAACUCUUCUUGGUCGUCGCAUCGACCAAUUUACCUCUCUCGAAUCAAUGUGCAUCGAGCUCACAUACCCCUCUCCAGAAGCCGAGAUCUUCAACUACACGCUCUUCGCCGAGACAGCUCUAUUCUAUCUUUACCUCAAGGAGAACCUCCUUCGCGAAUUAUUCAGCCGUCUUCCACAUUUACGCCAAGUCGUCAUAAAGACCAACUUUAGUUAUCCGAGGUUCCGGAUUCUAUGGGACGAUCUCGCGAAGAAUUUGAAGGAUGAGCCGAGGAUCGUGUUUGAGAUGAAGGAACUCCGGGACCAGGAUUUCUACGAGAACACGCUUCGCGAUUCCGUGCGGCCGUGCUCACCUGAAAGUAUGGCAAUCUGGUAUAAACUAACGCAGAAUGCUCUAGAAGAAAUUAACCGGAUAUGGGACGCAGAAAAUUAG
This is a messenger RNA of Fomitiporia mediterranea MF3/22, 963 nucleotides long. RefSeq lists its product as uncharacterized. Lineage: Eukaryota; Fungi; Basidiomycota; Agaricomycetes; Hymenochaetales; Hymenochaetaceae. The transcript has a single exon. The record is from RefSeq and is a predicted model, not a curated record. The coding region runs from base 1 to 963 and encodes 320 amino acids.